CUCUUACAAAUGCUUCUGCUGCCUCCUAGCACACAACCAACCAACCGAGAACACUACCCUGCGGAAGGGACAGUGCUGAAAGCCAACAGGAGAGGAAGUAUCGAUUGGUCAAACCCUUGGCAAGAGACGAUGGCAAAGAAGGUGGCAGUGAUUGGAGCGGGGGUCAGUGGCCUGAUCUCUCUGAAGUGCUGUGUGGAUGAGGGACUUGAGCCCACUUGCUUUGAGAGGACCGAAGAUAUUGGAGGGCUGUGGAGGUUCAAAGAAAAUGUGGAAGAUGGCCGAGCAAGUAUCUAUCAAUCUGUUAUCACCAACACCAGCAAAGAAAUGUCCUGUUUCAGUGACUUUCCUAUGCCUGAAGAUUUUCCAAACUUCCUACACAAUUCUAAACUUCUGGAAUACUUCAGAAUUUUUGCCAAGAAAUUUGACCUUCUCAAAUAUAUUCAGUUCCAGACCACUGUCAUUAGUGUGAAAAAACGCCCAGAUUUCUCAUCUUCCGGCCAGUGGGAGGUUGUUACUCAGAGCAACAGCAAGGAGCAGAGUGCUGUCUUUGACGCAGUCAUGGUCUGCAGUGGCCACCAUAUCCUGCCUAACAUCCCACUGAAGUCAUUUCCAGGUAUCGAGAAGUUUAAAGGCCAAUAUUUCCAUAGUCGCCAAUACAAACAUCCAGCUGGACUUGAAGGGAAACGCAUCUUGGUGAUUGGAAUAGGAAACUCGGCCUCAGACAUUGCCGUUGAGCUGAGUAAGAAGGCUGCUCAGGUAUAUAUCAGCACCAGAAAAGGUUCCUGGGUCAUGAGCCGUAUCUCCGAAGAUGGCUAUCCUUGGGACAUGGUGUUCCACACUAGGUUUAGCUCAAUGCUCCGAAAUGUUCUGCCACGAAUGAUUGUAAAAUGGAUGAUGGAACAACAGAUGAAUCGGUGGUUCAACCAUGAAAAUUAUGGUCUUGCACCUGAAAACAAGUAUCUUAUGAAAGAACCUGUGCUAAAUGAUGACCUUCCAAGUCGUAUUCUAUAUGGAACCAUCAAGGUGAAACGAAGAGUGAAAGAGCUCACAGAAAGUGCUGCCAUCUUUGAGGAUGGCACAGUGGAGGAAGACAUUGAUGUCAUUGUCUUUGCAACAGGAUACACGUUUGCUUUUCCUUUCCUUGAAGAGUCACUUGUUAAAAUAGAGGAUAAUAUGGUCUCACUCUACAAAUACAUGUUCCCUCCUCAACUGGAGAAGUCAACCUUUGCAUGCCUUGGUCUCAUCCAGCCCCUAGGUUCCAUUUUCCCAACUGUGGAACUUCAAGCUCGUUGGGCAACAAGAGUUUUCAAAGGCUUGUGUAGCUUACCUUCAAAGGAGACCAUGAUGGCAGACAUUAUCAAGAGGAAUGAAAACAGAAUUGCCCUGUUUGGAGAGAGCCUGAGCCAGAAACUGCAGACCAAUUACAUCGACUACUUGGACGAACUCGCCUUAGAGAUAGGGGCAAAGCCAGACUUAGUCUCAUUCUUGUUUAAAGAUCCUAAACUUGCUGUGAAACUCUAUUUCGGGCCCUGCAAUUCCUACCAGUAUCGCCUGGUUGGGCCUGGACAAUGGGAGGGAGCCAGGAAUGCCAUCUUCACCCAGAAGCAGAGAAUACUGAAGCCUUUAAAGACUCGGACCCUGAAGGCUUCAUCUAACUUCCCUGUUUCCUUUUUGUUGAAAUUCCUGGGCCUUUUUGCUCUUGUCCUGGCCUUUUUGUUCCAGCUGCAAUGGUUCUAAUCUGUUGGUGUAACACUUUCGGCGUUAUCUUGUCAAUCAGUACUGCUUUUGAAAACAAAGAUUAAAAUAAUUUUAAAUCUAUAUCCUAAAUUAUGGAAUUGAGAGGAGCGAAUGAAUGGAAUAAUUAUGGAGAAUUAGCAGAAUUGGGUCUUUAUAUCAAAGUAAAAUUAUGCUAUGGAAUUUCUUUUCCUGGCUCAGGUAGAUCAGAUGGCCAGGCCUGACAUGGAAGACAUGUGUGGAAAAUAUAGUGGAAUUACACAAAUUAAAAAGAAGAUGAUUGGCUUAAGCUGUUGGAGAACUACAUUUGUGGUUAAUAUUUAAGACUCCUGCCUAGUUUUCCUGGUGGUCUUCCUUCUAGAGUCAGACAUUAGGUCACACUCCAUUUGCUUGGUAGGGGAUCAUUUAAGAAUAUUGCAGGAAAAAAUGAGAAGAUGGAUUUGGAAAAUAAUGGCAAUGCUCAGACUUUUAUGGCCUCAUAUUGAAAGCUGAACUAAUAGCCACAUUUCUUAUAUUUUUACAGAAAUACUGCUGGAAAAAUAAAAAUAAAUAUGCUAUAAUAGUAAGUAAUAAAUACAUAGAUUUAGUGCUUCACAUAGAGCAUUGUGUCAUGUGCAUGUUAUAUGAAUUAUUUCAUUUAACUGUUACAAAUCUAUGAGAUAAAUAUAGCUAUUAUAACCAUUUACAGAUGAUGAAGCUAAGAUUCAGUACAGUUGGGUAACAUGUCUUGUAAUAGAUUUGGAAUGGGAGUGCAGAUCUGUUGAACUCCAGAACUGAAAAUCAUAACCUUUCCUGUAAGAUACAUAUUUACAAAAAUACUAUUGAUAAAGUACUUAUCAAUAUACUAUUUUAUUUUUAAUCAUAUACUUGUUACUUUUAAAGAAACUUUACACAGAAAAAAUGCUCUCCUCACAAAUAUAAUCUGAUUUUAUUUAUAAUUUUGGGCUUAUUUUUCCCCAGAUCUAAAAUAUAUAUGAAGAAAUUUAUGCUGAAAUAUAACUAUGCAAUAACAUAAAAUAUUCAUUGAUAAUUUGGAAAAAGAAGAACUAAGGAAGAAAAAUGCAUCUCUAAACUAAUGAAAGGCACUGUGAUAACUAAGCCUUAUAUCUAGUUCUAGCCUUAAGACAUCCAGGGCAAAAUGCCAAACAAUAUGUAAUCUUUGUCAUCUGAUCAAGGGAAGCGUAUCAGUUAGGAGGCACAAACUUUUUCUUGGAGCCAGGUCUAAACAAUACACAAGCAACCUAAUGUCAAUAAACAUUGAGCAACAAUAAUGGAUAAACAUCUGGUCAUGGAACAUUGACCACAGUUGCUCUUUGCAUGAACUGUGCUUUGGGAGAUAAGCUACACCAUGAGCCAAGACCAAGGCCCUCAAAGAGAGGGCAAAGGUUAGAAAUGCUGAAGAUGUAGGCAAAUUUUCCCUCUUACUACUUCAAAAUCUGUGGACAUGGUUCUUAAUUUUGGCCUGGAUUUGUCCCUUAAGGGCCCAGAACAAUACAAUGAGAAUCUGCCAAUGGAAACUUGUCUUCAAAGUCUAUUGAAAUUACACCAAGAUUAUAAGUUACACCAAAUCUUGACAAGCAAGUUUUUUUGAAUUGUUCUUAUUAACAAACUCCUUUGAAAAACUGCAAAUAAUGUAUAAAAUUAUUUCUUGAUUAAAAACUGUUUACUGAUCAUUAAAGGUUUUUUUUUUUUUGCAAGCCAUUAUAUUAAUAAGAAUUUAUCAAGCUUUUAUAGAAAUGGCCAUCAAACUACUGCCAGGGGCCAAAUCCAGCCUCUCACCUGUUUUUGUAAAUAAAAUUUUAUUGAAAACGUAA
This is a messenger RNA of Oryctolagus cuniculus (rabbit), 3548 nucleotides long. It is a transcript of the gene FMO2, whose product is annotated as flavin containing dimethylaniline monoxygenase 2. The record is from RefSeq and is a predicted model, not a curated record. Gene Ontology annotation, molecular function: NADP binding; N,N-dimethylaniline monooxygenase activity; flavin adenine dinucleotide binding. Lineage: Eukaryota; Metazoa; Chordata; Mammalia; Lagomorpha; Leporidae.